AGAUGAUUACAUGGCGCUUCCUGUUCGACAUCUGCUAGCCAUCAUUGAUAAUCCGAAUAAGAACUGCACUCCACCUGCCAUUCUUGAAUUUCCUUCGGAUGGUCUCACAAGAUUUCAGAGACAGCAUGGUUUUAUUUUAAUUCAUUGCUUGCUGGCGGUGUACUGCUUCCUCCUGCUCGGCACUGUCUGUGAACAAUAUUUCGUGCCGGCGAUCGAGAUUAUCUGUGAACGCUUGAAUAUGGAAGCCGAUAUUGCUGGUGCGACGUUCAUGGCUGCUGCCAGUUCUAGUCCAGAAUUAUUUAUCAAUUGCAUUGGAACUUUUGUCACCGAAGGGGAUCUGGGUGUUGGCGCCAUUGUCGGUUCUGCUGUGUUUAAUGUCCUAGCAGUACCUGCGUGUUGCGCUCUUGUUGCGGGAAGGGUAAUAGAGUUGGACUGGUGGUCGGUAUCUCGGGACUGUAUGAUGUACGCAGUUGCUGUGGUGGCCCUGAUCUUAACGCUUCUAGAUGAUAAAGUAUAUUGGCACGAGGCUCUCCUGCUGGUGCUUAUGUACACAUUUUAUAUCCUAGCUAUGGUGUAUAAUGGCCGUCUUGGAGAUUUUGCUAAAAGUGGUUGUUGUUAUAUCAAUAAGAAGAAGAAAACAUAUACCGAAAUAUCUCCUCUACUUAUCAAGGAUAAAAAAAAUCCUUUAGAAGCGUCGCAUCAAAUACUCCACUCAAACCAAAACGUCAAUGACAUUGAACAGGGGAUAGUGAUUACGAAGAGGCACAAUUCAACUGAUUCUGAGUGCAGUACAAGUUCCGUAUGGUCAUGGCCGGAUGAGAAGUCAUCAAUAAUGCAAAAGUUCUUCUGGAUCAUCACUUGGCCUAUGGGCUUGCUGUUAUGGGCCACGAUACCAGACUGUAGGAAGCACCAACGGCUGUACCCCCUUACAUUCGUGAUGUGCGUCACGUGGAUAGCUGGUGUCUCCUACCUUGUAGCUUGGAUCAUAACUAUAGUUGGUGAUACCCUCAACGUACCUGACAGCAUUACAGGCUUGACUAUAUUAGCAGCUGGAACCAGUUUACCCGAAGCCGUUUCCAGCGUUCUUGUAACAAAUCAAGGUCAUGGUACAAUGGGUAUUAGUAAUUCAAUAGGAUCUAAUACAUUCGACAUUCUACUAUGCUUAGGAUUGCCGUGGCUUAUCAAGUCCUUAUUCUAUCCUUCGUAUCCUGAUAACCAUUGGGUUAAAAUCAACUCGAGUGGCUUGUCCUACAGUGCUGUCUCCCUUCUCUCCACGUUAAUUGCGCUAUACGGGUCUCUAGCUUUAAAUAAAUUUCAGCUGGAUUGGAAAGUUGGGCUGACAUGUGCGUUAGUUUACGCAGGAUUUCUUUCAAUGGCUGCGCUUAUUGAGCUUAAUAUACUAUUUGUUGUGAAUUUACCAACCUGUCCUCAUUUAUAAAUAUCGAAUAAAAUAUUAAGCAACUU
Molecule: messenger RNA, 1464 nt
Organism: Vanessa tameamea
Lineage: Eukaryota; Metazoa; Arthropoda; Insecta; Lepidoptera; Nymphalidae
Product: sodium/potassium/calcium exchanger 4-like
Exons: 10
Coding region: 11-1438 (475 amino acids)
Biological process (GO): intracellular calcium ion homeostasis; calcium ion transmembrane transport
Cellular component (GO): plasma membrane
Molecular function (GO): calcium, potassium:sodium antiporter activity; calcium channel activity
Source: RefSeq, a predicted model, not a curated record